Messenger RNA from Brienomyrus brachyistius, 3221 nucleotides. RefSeq names its product splicing factor 3a, subunit 1 (gene sf3a1). Gene Ontology annotation, biological process: mRNA cis splicing, via spliceosome; regulation of alternative mRNA splicing, via spliceosome. The record is from RefSeq and is a predicted model, not a curated record. Lineage: Eukaryota; Metazoa; Chordata; Actinopteri; Osteoglossiformes; Mormyridae. Gene Ontology annotation, cellular component: U2-type prespliceosome; U2 snRNP; catalytic step 2 spliceosome. The transcript has 16 exons. The coding region runs from base 146 to 2524 and encodes 792 amino acids. Gene Ontology annotation, molecular function: protein binding; RNA binding.
CUAAAUUUUAAAGCCGCAAUUCCCAUGAUUCUCUGCGAUCUGUGCCCCGGAAGUGAUCUGGUAAGGUCACAUACGAGGCGCCUGUGUUACAGCAGCUUGGUUAGCAGUUUAAGUGUAGGAAGGCGAAGGUCAUUGUCUCGCUGCCAUGCCGCCUGGGCCCGUUCAGAUCGUACAGCCGGAACUUAACAACUCGCAACCUGAUGAAACGAAGGAUGAAACUCCAGCCACAAAACCGAUCGUGGGAAUCAUUUAUCCGCCCCCCGAAGUCCGAAACAUUGUCGACAAGACAGCCAGCUUCGUAGCCAGGAACGGACCAGAGUUUGAGGCCAGGAUUCGGCAGAACGAGAUCAACAACCCAAAGUUCAAUUUCCUGAACCCCAGUGACCCGUACCAUGCCUACUACCGGCACAAGGUCAAUGAGUUCAAGGAGGGCAAGGCCCAGGAGCCAUCAGCCGCUGUGCCCAAGGUCAUGCAGCAGCAGGCCAUGCAGCAGGCCCCGCAGCAGCAGCUGCCACAGAAGGUCCAGGCUCAGGUGAUUCAUGAGACUGUGGUGCCGAAAGAGCCCCCGCCUGAAUUUGAGUUCAUCGCCGACCCCCCCUCCAUUUCUGCCUUCGACCUCGAUGUGGUGAAGCUGACAGCCCAGUUUGUGGCCCGCAAUGGCCGGCAGUUCCUCACACAGCUCAUGCAGAAGGAGCAGCGCAACUACCAGUUUGACUUCCUGCGCCCCCAGCACAGCCUGUUCACCUACUUCACCAAGCUGGUGGAGCAGUACACCAAGAUCCUCAUCCCACCAAAGGGGCUCCUGCAGAAGCUGAAAAAGGAGGCUGAAAACCCCAGGGAGGUGCUGGACCAGGUCCGCUAUCGCGUGGAGUGGGCCAAGUUCCAAGAGCGUGAGAGGAAGAAAGAGGAGGAGGAGCGAGAGAAGGAGCGCGUGGCCUAUGCCCAGAUCGACUGGCAUGACUUUGUGGUGGUGGAGACCGUGGACUUCCAGCCCAACGAGCAAGGACAUUUCCCCCCUCCUACCACCCCAGAAGAACUUGGCGCUCGGAUCCUGAUUCAGGAGCGGUACGAAAAAUUUGGGGAGAGUGAAGAAGUGGAGAUGGAGGUGGAAAGUGAGGAUGAGGAAGAUGACCGGGUGGACAGGGAGGAAGGACACCCAACCCAACCAGACCAGGACACACAGCUACAGGACAUGGAUGAGGGCUCUGAUGAAGAUGACGACGGCAUGAAGGCGCCAUUGCCCCCUGAUAACCCCAUGCCACCACCCCUGCCCCCCACACCCGAUCAGGUCAUCAUCCGCAAGGACUACGACCCCAAGGCCUCCAAGCCCCACCCCCCAACGGUAGCCUCAGAGGAGUACCUGAUCUCCCCCAUUACGGGAGAGAAGAUCCCCGCCAGCAAAAUGCAGGAGCACAUGCGCAUUGGCUUGCUGGACCCACGCUGGCUGGAGCAGCGUGACCUCAAGAUCCGCGAGCGGCAGAUUGAGGACGAGGUGUACGCCCCGGGACCUGACAUCGAGAGCAGCCUGAAGCAGCUGGCCGAGAGGCGUACCGACAUCUUCGGUGUGGAGGAGACCGCCAUAGGCAAGAAGAUCGGGGAGGAGGAGAUCCAGAAGCCAGAGGAGAAGGUGACAUGGGACGGCCACUCGGGCAGUAUGGCACGCACACAGCAGGCCGCACAGGCCAACAUCACGCUGCAGGAGCAGAUCGAGGCCAUCCACAAAGCCAAGGGCCUGGUGCAGGAGGACGACUCCAAGGAGAAGAUUGGGCCCAGCAAGCCCAGCGAGGCCCCACCUCCACCACCACCAGUAGUCUCUGCAGUGCCCAGCCUUCCCAAGCCCUCGCCACCGCUGGCCUCGGUGCCCCGCACCCCUCCCACUAUGCCGCCCCCAGUGCGCACCGCCCUGCUCUCCACUGUGCCGGUGCUGCCGCGGCCCCCCAUGGCCCCUGUGGUGCGCCUCAGCCCAGGUCAGGUGCUGACGCCCAUCCCACCCAUGCUGCACGCGCCCCGCAUCAACGUGGUGCCCAUGCCACCAGCUGGCCCGCACAUCAUGGCCCCACGGCCGCCCCCUAUGGUGGUGCCCACCGCCUUUGUUCCGGCCCCCCCGGUGCCCCAGCCCCCCAGCGCCGCCCCCACACCACUGCCCCCCGCCCACCCACCCCCACCUCAUGAGGAUGAGCCGGCCAGUAAGAAGAUGAAGACUGAAGACAACCUCAUUCCCGAGGAGGAGUUCCUGCGGAGGAACAAGGGCCCUGUGGCGGUUAAGGUACAAGUACCCAACAUGCAGGACAAGACCGAGUGGAAGCUCAGCGGGCAGGUCCUCAGCUUCACUGUGCCGCUCACGGACCAGGUGUCCGUGAUAAAGGUUAAAAUCCAUGAAGCUACGGGCAUGCCAGCAGGGAAGCAGAAGCUGCAGUAUGAGGGCAUUUUCAUCAAGGACUCCAACUCGCUGGCAUACUACAACAUGAACAGUGGCUCCGUCAUCCACCUGGCACUGAAGGAGCGUGGAGGCAGGAAGAAGUGAAGAUCGCUGCGCUUUCUCCAGCACCCCCUGCUGGCCUGGAGCAGACUGUCUCGCCCCAUCCGCCCUGUGGGUCCUCUUGCAUCCCAGCGCUGCUGAGUAGCUGUUCUUGGGACAGCAGGGAGAUAUGGAUCAUUUACCAGUUUCCCAGAAUUUCCCUGCAGAAUCUGUGUCAUGUACCUCCCCCCAAUUCUUCACAUGUUUCAAACAGCUUUGAAAAAUACAGUGAUGGGAUGGCACAGAGCGCCACCCACAGGCUGUGACUGCCUCUGUGUACAUGCCACUUGGAGUUUUCUGCUAAGGGUGACAUUCUGCUUUGUUUAAUUGCAUAACACACUGCUUGGGCAUCAGUCUGUCACUGGUGUGAUACUUUUUUUGUUUUGUUUUAAGCAUCCGCAACAUCGCUUAGGAAUCCUUGUUCUAAAAACCCAGUAAUCUUGAUGAUUUGCUGCAAUUAAACUGUACUGCUGUAGAAAUGUAUUCAGUGCUCAUUAUCAGCCAUCUUUAGGUUUAUUUUUUUCUUUUAUAACUUCCCCUCCAGACAAACGGCAUGUUGCUACUAUUUGCAUGGAGAAAUUAAAGUUGCUGUAGUUGUCAAUAUGGAUAGGUUUGCUUAAUCGUAUUUCUGGUGUAACACACUUUUCAACUUUGUAUAGUAGAUUUUCUUCCUAAGCUUUAAAUAAAGUCAUUUUCUUCUGGG